This is a messenger RNA of Symbiodinium necroappetens, 556 nucleotides long. The record is from the annotation of a GenBank genome assembly. NCBI's taxonomy places the organism in Eukaryota, Dinophyceae, Suessiales, Symbiodiniaceae.
GCAACAUCGGCUACGACCACUUCUACAUUCACGGCAUGGAAUAUCCGGUUGUCAGCGAUUUCGACUUCUCGCUUGGGGUGCCGCGGCCACGUGACGAGGCGCACCUUUGGGCAGUCAAGGCCUUCUAUGCCACCACACGGAACAUGAUGAUCCUUACCACAGGUGAGCUCGAUCAGGGAUCUCUUCCCUCCGCCCUUGCGGCCAACCUUUAUGCAACAAGGCGCUUGGUGAACGUGCCAUUCAUGCUUCGCGAAGAUUGUCAGGCUGUUGUGGAGGCUCUUAGAGCUCACAAGCUCUCCUUCGUCGGAUCCGUGCAGGAUCACAACCAUGAGCGGAUGCUUUUUCUAAGGGCGUCGGCGCUGGAGUUCGGAAGCGCCCUCACAAAGCACGCGGAAGGACUUCUUUGGUCUGUGAAUACUCCGAAGCUCUUUCUCCGAGCUCUGGUCCCUCAGGGCUUUGGCGGCACCGCUACCCACGUUCUGAACAACAGCCGCCGUGAGCGUUUGGCUCUGCAGCGGCGAAGUCUGAAGAAGCUGUGCCGGAGCCCAGUUGAAAG